This is a messenger RNA of Colletotrichum abscissum, 1278 nucleotides long. RefSeq names its product methyltransferase domain-containing protein. Lineage: Eukaryota; Fungi; Ascomycota; Sordariomycetes; Glomerellales; Glomerellaceae. Gene Ontology annotation, molecular function: methyltransferase activity. Bases 1 to 1278 code for a protein of 425 amino acids. The transcript has 10 exons. The record is from RefSeq and is a predicted model, not a curated record.
AUGUCCGACGCCAGCGGCUCCGGCCACGCGGAGGCCAGUCAGGACGAGGACGCUCUGCCCACCCUCACCCUCGAGCAGACCAUGGCGUUGCUGAUUCAGGAUUUCGUCCAUGGCAGAGCACAACUGCCGCCGCCGCUGUCGCUUCCUCUGCCGCCGCCGCCGCCCUUGCCUGCAACCGUUCAUGACACGGCGACGGCGGGCAACGUUGCGCCGGGGGUCCCAGCCGUGAGCGACGCCGCUGCUUCUGAUCGCGACUCACUUCACGAGACCGAGGCUGCGGAUACCGCCGACGAGAACGACCAUGAGAACGAGAACAACGUUGCGUCUGACAACGAAUCCGAAAUUUCCAUCGAUGCUCCCGCGGCGCCGCCGGCCACCGGCCCUUUUGUUGGCUUCGUUCCUUCAUUGCAUUCCAUCACCCCGGAAUAUGCCACAACGUUGUUCAUAGAAGAAAAUGGCCGGACGUACAACAGUGCACGAGACCAGCAAUAUCCCCUACCCAAUGAUCUUAAGGAGCAGGACCGUUUAGGCGAGAUGCUCUGCUUUUGUCCCAAACGGAAGCGCGCCAGGAGAGUACUCGAUGUUGGAACGGGUACUGGCGUCUGGGCCAUUGCGUUUGCCGAUAUGCGCGCCGAAGCUGAGGUGAUUGGUGUCGACAUUAGUCCCAUUCAACCUCACAGUGUCCCCGCCAACUGCAGCUUCGAAAUCGACGACGUAGAGAGGGAGUGGGUGUGGCCCGACUAUUUUGACUUUAUCUUUGUCCGACACAUGAAUGCAUGUUUCGCAAGCUGGCCCGACUUCCUCGCGCGCGCCUUCAACCACCUUGAGCCAGGCGGCUUCAUCGAGCUCCACGACAACGCUUUCCCCAUCAUCUGCCCCGACAACACCAUGCCCCCGACCAGCGCCAUCGCUCGGUGGUCCGCCAUGCUGAUGGAGGCCACGUCGGCCAUUGGCCGUCCCAUUGACGCGCCCCGUCACUUCAAGGCGAUGCUCGAGGAGGCCGGCUUCGAGGCCGUGGUCGAGAAGAAGCGGGUCUGGCCCGUGAGCCCCUGGUCCUGGGACCCCAAGAUGCGCGCCCUGGGCUGGUGGGUGCAGGCCGGCAGCCUCGCGGGCCUCGAGGCCUCGAUCCUCAAGCUGGGGACGGGCGUGCUGGGAUGGAGUCGUUCCGAGGUAGUCGAAUUUUGCGAAGAGGUCAAGACCGAGUUGAGGGAGGCCAGGGUGCAUGGUUACUGGGAGGUAUAUUUCGUGUACGGGCAGAAACCGUUUCACGCCGUGUGA